AUGUACGUGUACUCUGUAAGGUUUAUGAUAUCGAAUGUUUUUAUAUGUAGAAUCAAACUCUGUGAUGGAAGAUACUUAGCUUACAAAGAACGAGGAGUCCCGAAGAAUGAAUCGACUUACAGAGUCGUUAUUGUUCAUGGAUUCGCUAGCAACAAAGACAUGAACUUCAUGGCUACCCAAAAACUAAUGGAUGAAUUGGGGAUUUAUCUUGUACAAUUCGACAGAGCUGGAUACGGAGAUAGCGACCCAAAUCCAAAGCGUUCGUUAAAGAGUGAAUCAUCAGAUAUUCAAGAACUUGCAGACCAAUUACAGCUUGGAUCUAAAUUCUAUCUCAUUGGUGUCUCGAUUGGAUCAUAUCCCACAUGGAGUUGCAUCAAGAACAUUCCAGAAAGGUUAGCCGGAGUUGUUAUGGUGGUUCCGUUUGUUAAUUACAGAUGGCCGUCGCUUCCUCGUGAUCUGAUACAAGAUGAUUACCGGAAAAAGCUUUCACAGUGGGCGGUUUGGGUGGCGCGUCACACGCCGGGGUUGUUACACUGGUGGUUGACUCAGAAAAUGUUCCCGUCGUCUUCUGUUCUUGAUCGGAACCCUAAAUUUUUCAGCAAUAAAGAUUUGGAAGUUCUUAAAAACACUCCUGGGUAUCAAUUGCUCUGUAAGAGCAAACUGAAGGAAGAGCCGAUAUUUGAUAGUCUUCGAAAGGAUUUCAUUGUGGCAUUUGGGAAAUGGGAUUUUGAUCCGUUGAAUCUGAGCCGUCCAUUUGGUGAAAGUCAAUGUCGUCUUCAUAUAUGGCAAGGUUACGAAGAUAAAGUUGUGCCUGUUGAACUACAAAGGUAUGUUUGGAAAAGGUUGCCAUGGAUCAAGUAUCAUGAAGUUCAUGAUGGUGGCCAUUUGCUUGUGUAUGAUAGUGAUGUAUGUGAAGCUAUGUUGAGGUCUCUUUUGCUUGGUGAAGAUACUCCAUUGUAUAAACCUAAACUAGAUUCAACUAAUGAUUCUUGA
Lactuca saligna is the source of this 993-nucleotide messenger RNA. The record is from the annotation of a GenBank genome assembly. Lineage: Eukaryota; Viridiplantae; Streptophyta; Magnoliopsida; Asterales; Asteraceae.